Messenger RNA from Teleopsis dalmanni, 1827 nucleotides. RefSeq names its product beta-1,4-N-acetylgalactosaminyltransferase bre-4. Gene Ontology annotation, biological process: carbohydrate metabolic process; glycosphingolipid biosynthetic process. The coding region runs from base 252 to 1469 and encodes 405 amino acids. The transcript is spliced from 6 exons. The record is from RefSeq and is a predicted model, not a curated record. NCBI's taxonomy places the organism in Eukaryota, Metazoa, Arthropoda, Insecta, Diptera, Diopsidae. Gene Ontology annotation, molecular function: N-acetyl-beta-glucosaminyl-derivative 4-beta-N-acetylgalactosaminyltransferase activity.
UUUUUUUUCUCAAAUUACGUGAAGUACUGGACAUUGGUGAAGUUGAGAAAGAAAUUUUGUGCUUUGAGCUGGUGUUUGUGCAAUUUUCACUGAACCCUCAAGUGUUCACCAGCAAAUUGUUGUUGUUCAAAUACUCUUUUUAGUUCACAAUAGAGUUUCCGUUCUUGUAAGAUAUUCUUUGAUCAAAACUAACUCUUAUUGAUUAUAAUCUUAAAUUUGUUCAAAGCUGGAAAGUUUAAAGAAAUAUUCUGAUGAAAUUAAAUUCAUUAUAUGGGAAUGAUAUAAAUAUUUUAAAUGUGGAUGCCGUUAUGUCCUUAUUCACAACGAAUAAUGGUGUAAGAGCACUGCUAUUUGUUGUCUGCUUACUAUUUCUGUUUAAUAUAAUUGUUAAUUAUUUUGGUUAUAAAAAUGAAAAUGAGUCAAGUUUUAGCAAAUUAAGUUUUAGAAAAAUUCAUAACUAUACAAACACAAAUGGAGAUAACGGAGUCUUAUAUAAAAUAGCUCCAAAACAUUCCUUGGACGCAUCUAUUGUUUUGAUUUCAUCUACAAGCGAGCCUAAUGGCCGUUUGGUGUCAAACACUGUGGAGUCAAUAUUAAAUAGCAGCCAUAAUGUGUAUUCGUCAACAAAUUUAUUUACCACAAGCCAAAUUACAUUUCCGGAAUGUAUAAGUUCAAGUAAUGAAGAAAAACUAUUUGUGCCUAACGUAACUUUGGAGUCGUUGGAUGUUGUUGAAGAAGAAUUGGGACCUCUUUUGGAACCUGGUGGUUUCUUCCAGCCAAAAAAUUGCACACCUAAACAUCACGUUGCUAUUGUAGUACCUUUUCGCGAUCGUUAUGCUCACUUGUCCAUAUUUAUACGUAACAUUCAUCCUUUUCUUAUGAGGCAAAAUAUUGCAUACAGAAUUUUCAUCGUUGAGCAGACAAAUGGAAAACCAUUCAAUCGUGCCGCCAUGAUGAAUAUCGGAUUUUUAGAGGCGUUGAAGAUAUAUCCCUGGGAUUGUUUCAUUUUCCACGAUGUAGAUUUGUUGCCAUUAGAUGAAAGAAACAUUUACAGUUGUCCUCGACAGCCAAGGCAUAUGUCAGUAGCAAUUGACACACUUAAUUACAGGUUGCCAUAUCGAGCAAUUUUUGGUGGAGUUUCUGCAAUGACAACGGAACACUUUCGAAAAGUUAAUGGAUUUUCCAAUUCAUAUUUUGGUUGGGGAGGUGAAGAUGAUGACAUGUCGAACAGAUUAAAGCAUGCGAAUUUAUUUAUAUCCAGAUAUCCCAUAAAUAUAGCACGUUAUAUUAUGCUUAAACAUCGAAAGGAAAAGGCAAAUCCUAAAAGGUAUGAAAACUUAGUAAAUGGGAUAAAUAGAUUUGAAAUGGAUGGCAUUAAUUCAAUUAAAUAUGACUUAUAUAGUAUAAAAUAUUUUCCAAUGUUUACAUGGUAUUUGGCUGAAAUCAAGGUUUCAGAUGUAACUAGCUAAUAUAGAAAAUUAAUUUUAUUUAUAAAUACUUAAAUUAUAUAAAUAAAAUUUUUUUUAAAUUCAUAUACCGAUAAUUUGCGUAUAAUAAAUUGAUCAUUAAAGCAAUUCAAAAAUUAAUUGAACAACGCGAAUUUCGAAGACAAAUGGGUUGGAAAUCGUCACUAGUAAUUUUCUGGCUAAAGAUUACAAGGAGCGAGUCUAUAUUUCGAUGCCACUCGCCGCUGAUGACUACGUACUGUUCACAGCUCCCGUCAGGAGCAGAGAAACUAUUCGAACUACAAUAACAACAUUUCUAUACUAAAUACGAUAAAAAUGACAAUUAUUAUUAAUACAAUAAUAAUUGUAUUAAAAACAACAA